AUGGGGCCAGGGCCUCAGAAGUCCUCUGAGGGGCAGAGGGGAGCCGACCACAAGGAAGCCGCCUGUUCAGAGGCAGCCACGCGGCAGCCGGCAGUGAAGGCUUCUGAGCCCGCCAAGCCCCAGUCCACCUCUGGUCUAUAUGGCGGCCUGCGGAAGGUGGUGAUCUGCAUACCCACUCAGGUGGUCUGUCCUUACUGUGGGAACUACAUUGUCACGGUGGCCACCCCUGUCCCAGGAUUACUCUCCUGGAUCGUGUGCUCUAGCAUCAUUGUGCUCGCGUGUUUCCUGGGUUGCUGCUUUCUCCCGUGCUGCAAGUCAAGCUGCAUGGAGGUGAGCCACUCAUGUCCUGUGUGUGACAAGGAGAUCUUCCGCUGUCAACGAGUGUGA
Molecule: messenger RNA, 387 nt
Organism: Perognathus longimembris pacificus (Pacific pocket mouse)
Lineage: Eukaryota; Metazoa; Chordata; Mammalia; Rodentia; Heteromyidae
Gene: Litafd
Product: LITAF domain containing
Exons: 3
Coding region: 1-387 (128 amino acids)
Biological process (GO): regulation of cytokine production
Molecular function (GO): zinc ion binding
Source: RefSeq, a predicted model, not a curated record